Molecule: messenger RNA, 1476 nt
Organism: Thermothielavioides terrestris NRRL 8126
Lineage: Eukaryota; Fungi; Ascomycota; Sordariomycetes; Sordariales; Chaetomiaceae
Exons: 3
Coding region: 1-1476 (491 amino acids)
Biological process (GO): transmembrane transport
Molecular function (GO): transmembrane transporter activity
Source: RefSeq, a predicted model, not a curated record
AUGCGCCUCCACACGCUUCACGAACUCGACAAAACAGAGGGAACCAAGCACACGGCCUUCCUGUCGGUCUGCGCCUUCACCUUCCUGACCAACUACGGCAUCGGCGGGCUGGCGCCGGCGUUCUACCCGCUGUCGCUCGAGUUCGGCCGGACGGCGUCGCAGACCGGCGCGCUCCUGCUUUGGCCGAUCCUCGUGCUCGGCGCGUGCAACUUCCUCUGGGUGCCGCUGGCCAACUACCUCGGCAAGCGGCCCGUGUUCGUCGUCAGCUGCGGCCUGCUGUGCGCCAGCCUCGCCUGGGGCGCCGUCGCCCGCUCGUUCGAGUCGCUGCUCUGGUCGAACAUUGUGGGUGCCUUCGCGGGCUCGUCGACCGAGGCGCUUGGCGCGAGUAUCGUCAAUGACUUGUACUUCUUGCACGAGCGGGGCGCCAUGAUGGGCGUGUACACGGCGUUCAUCUCGGGCGGGAACUCGAUCGGACCGUUGGUGUGUGGCUUUGUCGUUACCGGCUUGAGCUGGCGAUGGCACAAGUGGAUUGCGCUGAUACUGACGGGCAUCAACUUUGUGACGGUGCUGUUGUUUGUGCCGGAGACGAGGUACUAUCGUGCCGAGAGCCUGGGGCCCUUGGAUGUGGCCUCGUCUUCGAGGGACAAUGUGAAUGCAAGCACGGAUGCAGAAAAGGAUGCGAAUGGUGUUGUCAGUGAAGGAGAAGUGACAGAGCAGCGGGAUACGGUGCCCAAGAAGACGUGGUUGCAGGAAUUCAGGGUGUGGUCGGGGGUGACGCCAGACACGAACAUUGUCCUGUUCUUCGCCCGGCCAUUGCCCCUGUUCGCCUACCCCUGCGUCAUCUACGCGUUUCUCGGAUACGCCGUCUCGCUGGUGUUGACGGCUUCGGUCAACAUGCUCAACUCGUUCGUCCUCCAGGCUCCUCCGUACAGCUGGCCGGCCAUGAUCAACGGCCUGAUCAACAUCCCCGGUCUCCUCGGCAACCUUACGGGCUGCAUCACGGGCGGCUGGCUUGUGGACAAGUUCUGUGACUGGAGAACCAGGCGCAAUAAGGGGGUUUUCGAGCCCGAAACCAGGCUCUACCUGUGCCUCAUACCGCUGGUCAUCACUGGAGCAGGGUGCAUCCUUUUCGGGUACGGCGUCGAGAGGACACUGCAUUGGACAAGUCUCUUCUUCGGAUACGGCAUGAUUUCGGUGGCACUGACGGCCAUCCCGACCACAACGAUGGCAUACGUCUCGGACUGUGUCUUGCCCGUCAACUCGGAUGCGCUGAUGCUGGUCAAUGGCUCCAAGAACAUCGUCGCGUUCGGGUUUCUGUACGGAGUCGUACCGUGGGUCGAAAGGGUAGGCUAUGUGGACUGCUUCGGCACCCAGGCCGGCAUCUUUGUUGCCGUCAUCGGCCUCGGCAUGCUGCUGCUGAUCCCGUUCGGCGAGAAGAUCAGACAUGUCCAAGCACGGUGGCGCAUUAUCCUGUAG